Molecule: messenger RNA, 3754 nt
Organism: Gadus morhua (Atlantic cod)
Lineage: Eukaryota; Metazoa; Chordata; Actinopteri; Gadiformes; Gadidae
Product: filaggrin-like
Exons: 3
Coding region: 419-3622 (1067 amino acids)
Source: RefSeq, a predicted model, not a curated record
GGGAGAGCGAGUGCGAGAGGUGGGGUCCCUCGAUGAACAGACACAGGUUCAGGGAGAGAGAGAGAGUGAAAGAGAGAGUGAAAGUGAGAGAGAGGGGAGAGUCGGAGAUAGAGUUUGGCCAGAAUUUUCAGAGCCUCAACUCGAUCCACAUCCACCAAUCAACGGAGACCUUAAGGAUGAAGAAGACUGUGGAGAAGACGAAAGCAAUACAACAGAACCGAGCCGACUACAGAUUGGCUCGGUCGCCGAUGAGGUCCCAUCUGAGUCUGAGAAGCUCAGAGUCCUCCCCGACGUUGACCAAACAACCAACACCCACAGAGACGCCAUUUGCGUCGCAAACUCCGGGCACUCGCACCAUGCUGGGGUCGAACCCAUCCAACCCACAGAGGAUGGCAGGCGAAAUAUCCAGGUCACCGUAAUGACCUGCGCAGUCGUCGACGUCCACGCUGAAUCGAGUACGGAUCCCCCGUCCGUUCUCGAUGAGGAACCGGACAUCGGCGGGAGAGCCGCGCUGAUGGAUCAGCGGACAGGACAAGGAGAGUUCGGGAACGAUGUCUCAGAGUUGCAACCGCCGAUCGAAGGGGGAGAGAGUCAGCCAAAGGUGGGAGUGGGAGUGAGUGAGUCGAUGGAGGAAGUGAGAGAGUGUCCACCGAUGGUGGGAGUGAGGGAGUGUCUUCCCACGAUAGGAGGAGUGGGGGAGUGUCAUCCGACAAUGAGAGGGGGAGAGAGUGGAGCAUGGGUAGAGGAGCAACAACCGAGGACAGAGGUGGGGUCCAGGGAGAAGGAGGGGGAGGAGGAGGAGGAGGAGAAGGAGCACCUGACAAGGACAGAGGGAGAGAUGGGGCAGAGGAACGGAGCAAAGAAGGAGGAGAAGAAGGAGGAGGAGGAGGAUCGACAAGUGGAGGUUAAUACCCUCAGCGACACAGAGGGAGAGGUAAAUUGGAGCAGACAGCGGGCGGAUAAUGAGGUUAAGGAGGCGAUGGCAGGUGGGAGAGAGGAAGAGGAACAGUCCGGGACAGAAGGUUCAGGGAUUGGCAAUCGGGAAGCUCGGACCUUGAGCCAAGACACUUCCAUGCCGGGUUUGCCUGAUGUUAAGUUGCCUCGGACGUCCACAGGGGCAGGGAGGGAAGGCCUGACUGGAGAUGGUCGCGGGGAGGGGCGAAGCAUCGUGGAGGAGGCGGUCGUGAUGGAGAGAGUACCAGGUGAUGUACAGCAGGCGGUGAAACCAGAAGAUGUUCCAAGCACCAAUCCCCUGCCUGCAGAAGGAGACGAAGCUACACAACCGCUGGGUGGGAGGGUGAAGGAGGUGGAGAGUAAGAAGGACAACAGGGUCCAGGCAGAGGGGGAGAUGGAGGGAGUGGCAGGGGAUGAGAGGCAGGCAGUGGAUCCAGAAGUUGGGGUUCCCUGCUCCAUGCCCCGGCCUGCAGAAGGAGACGGAGGCAGAGAGGCAUCCAUCGAUGUGGGGAGUGAGGAGGGGAACAACAGACUGGGGGUCCGGUAUGCAGAGGGGGAGAUGGACGGAGGAGAGCUGGAGAAGGAGACAGAGCCGGUGACGGUCCUUGACGACGAGAUCGAGACCACAGAGGAGGCGGGAAGCCCUCCAGAGCUCGAUCAGUCGAAGCCGGAAGAGAUCACAGCCUCGGCUGAGGAGAUGGUUGCUGGGACCGACCAUCACACCGCCUCAAUUGAGGUGAGUGUUGCCGGGGGUGACCAUCAUACCUCCUCGGCUGAGGAGACAGUUGCCAGGGGCGACCAUCACACCGCCUCGGCUGCGGAGACAGUUGCCGGGGACGACCAUCACACCGCCUCGGCUGAGCCGACGGUUGCCGGGGGCGACCAUCACACCGCCUCGGCUGAGCCGACGGUUGCCAGGGGCGACCAUCACACCGCCUCAGCUGAGGCGACGGUUGCCGGGGGCGACCAUCACACCGCCUCAUCUGCGGAGACGGUUGCCGGGGGCGACCAUCACACCGCCUCGGCUGAGGAGACAACGGUUGCCGGGGGCAACCAUCAGACCGCCUCAGCUGAAGAGACGGUUGACGACGAGAUCGAGACCACAGAGGAGGCGGGAAGCCCUCCAGAGCUCGAUCAGUCAAAGCCGGAAGAGAUCACAGCCUCGGCUGAGGAAACGGUUGCUGGGGGCGACCAUCACACCGCCUCAACUGAGGUGACGGUUGCCGGGGGCGACCAUCAUACCGCCUCGGCUGAGGCGACGGUUGCCGGGGGCGACCAUCACACCGCCUCAUCUGCGGAGACGGUUGCCGGGGGCGACCAUCACACCGCCUCGGCUGAGGAGACAACGGUUGCCGGGGGCAACCAUCAGACCGCCUCAGCUGAAGAGACGGUUGACGACGAGAUCGAGACCACAGAGGAGGCGGGAAGCCCUCCAGAGCUCGAUCAGUCAAAGCCGGAAGAGAUCACAGCCUCGGCUGAGGAAACGGUUGCUGGGGGCGACCAUCACACCGCCUCAACUGAGGUGACGGUUGCCGGGGGCGACCAUCAUACCGCCUCGGCUGCAGAGACAGUUGCCGGGGGCGACCAUCGUACCGCCUCGACUGAGGAGACAACGGUUGCCGGGGGCGACCAUCACACCGCCUCGGCUGAGGAGACAACGAUUACCAGGGGCAACCAUCAGACUGCCUCAGCAGAAGAGACGGUUGACGACGAGAUCGAGACCACAGAGGAGGAGGGAAGCCCUCCAGAGCUCGAUCAGUCGAAGCCGGAAGAGAUCACAGCCUCGGCUGAGGAGACGGUUGCUGGGGGCGACCAUCACACCGACUCAACUGAGGUGACGAUUGCCGGGGGCGACCAUCACACCGCCUCGGCUGCGGAGACGGUUGCCGGGGGCGACCAUCACACCGCCUCGGCUGAGCCGACGGUUGCCGGGGGCGAACAUUACACCGCCUCGGCUGAGCCGACGGUAGCCGGGGGUGACCAUCACACUGCCUCAGCUGAGGCGACGGUUGCCGGGGGCGACCAUCACACUGCCUCGGCUGCGGAGACGGUUGCCGGGGGCGAUCAUCACACCGCCUCGGCUGGGGAGACAGCGGUUGCCGUGGGCGACCAUCACACCGCCUCAGCUGAGGAGACAAUGAUUACCUGUGGCAACCAUCAGACCGCCUCAGCUGAAGAGACGGUUGCCAGGGGCAAUCGCAUUGCAUCAGUUGAGACAACAGUUGCCGAGGGCGACCCUCACCCAGCCGACAACGCCGUCAAAGAUGGAGUGAAAGACAAGGAAAGAGAGGAGGAGGAGAAACAGCAGGAGGCGAUCAGACCAGAGGAUGAGGAGCUGGAGAGGAGAGACAAGGAGCUCAAGGACAUCAUGGAGAACGGGAUCCGGAGUUUGGACAGACUAAAGACCCUCGCCCCGAUCAGAAGGGAGUCAGGGAGCCGCCGGGGGUCCGGCAAGGUGCUGGCCCCCCUGAGGAACGACACCGACUGGAUCAAGCAAGACCAGCGCUCCCAAGAGGAGAACGACGAGGAGCCGAAGGAGGAGAGGGAGGAGGUGAGGGGCCCUCGAGAGGGAGAGGGAAACUCCAGAGCCCGGAGACCGAGCGAAGGAUGGCGGCACCCCCAAGGACCCGGCGAGAAGCCCCGGAGCACAGGAGGACUGGGUGCGUGAGCUGAAGUCGGUGAUCCUGGAUGAGUCACUGGGGGCGGGGCGAGGGAGAGGGGGGCGGGCCAAAAAGAAGAGGGUGGUCCUGUUUGAGGACGGCCAGUCGUACCUCCCGCGGGACGGGGGGGAGACGGCGAU